Molecule: messenger RNA, 9554 nt
Organism: Pristis pectinata (smalltooth sawfish)
Lineage: Eukaryota; Metazoa; Chordata; Chondrichthyes; Rhinopristiformes; Pristidae
Product: pecanex-like protein 1
Cellular component (GO): membrane
Source: RefSeq, a predicted model, not a curated record
GCGGGGAGCCGGGCUCCAUAGUCCCCGGCCGGCGCCGAGCCCAGGGGCCGCCAUGGGCUGGCAGCUGGUGGCACUCCUCCGGCGGGGGGUGUGGGCGGCGAUAACGGGCGGCUGUUACCUGGAGCCCAAACAGAGCGGCUUCUCCAACACCUUCCACCUGUACCUAUGGAUCGCGCUGCUCGGAGCUCCGUUCGUCCUGCACCUGGCCGCAUCUCCCAGCAGAGUCGCUCUUGGGAUUUACUGUGGUUUGAUAGCUCUCCUUUUUACUGUGAUAAAGACAAUUAAUUAUCGGCUUCACAUUAUGUUUGAAGACGGAGAAAUAAUACAUCAGAGUACCCAAGCUACAUCCUUCACAAAGGAUAGGACUGGAUCUGGAACACGGGACAAUGAUGAAUCAGAAUUGAUGCUUUCCGUUAGUCCUGGUCGCAGGUAUCAUGUGCAGGGUAUCCAACUGACUGAAUUCAGCAGGGAUAAUCCAACACCACCAGUCCACCACAGCUCUUGGCAGUCUAUGCUCGACCCUGGAGUCAGUGACGACUCGGAUCUGCCAACAAAUCCAAAAGAUGCAGAGGAGCUCAAAGAGAAAGACUUCAGAAGGCUCACUGCAACUCAGGAACAUUAUGGUACCCCAAAUGAACUUGCAUGCAAAACUCCAUUAACUUCAGGAAAGGAAAACAAAGAUCACAUGCUGAGCAAUGCAACCCCCCUGAUGCCUUAUGAUUCCCCAGUUUGUUUCCAUCAGUCGAUAUCUCAAGAUAUAGAACCCAGCAGACAAGAACAGUGUGAAUCAGACAGCUUUGAAGAGUCGCCUUUGCUCCUUGCACCAUCCGUUCUGCCGGGUCAGUCAGCUGUUGGUCCACUUAGAACUGUGGGAGAGGUGGCUGAUUCUGAAAAUGCUGAGCAACCCGUCUCAUCUCAGAUUUGUACUGUGCCAUUCUGCACGGUUCCAGAUGAUUCCAAGACAGCUCUCACUGAGGUGGACAGUAAAUUCAGUUCUCCAAAGAGGCAGAUUUCUGCAGGACAGUUUGUAACUAAAUUAAACCAGGACCAUCAAUGUCCUGAUGCAUUGGAGACUGAAUGCAGUUUGUUAGUGAUCAAUGCAGGUAACUCUGACCUGGAACCACUGUGCAACAUGAGUAUUGUUACUGGCGAAAAUACAUCCUGUGGGAAAUGUGCCAGUCACUGUAAUAAAACUCCUGGGAAUAUUGCUGGUCAGGUUGACUGUGGGGAUCUGCAGCCUGCAGGUGAACUGGGUACCGAUCUCACAGUAAUCAAAAUAAGAGAUCCAAACACAGAACAAGAUGAUCAGAAGGAACCCGAACAUGAAGAACUUCCAACUAACAGCUGUUCUUUGGUGAAACCGACAGAGGACAAAGAAAUAGAAGUUUACCUUGACAAGGAUUCCACCACAUGUUUGAUUGGCAGUGUGGAGACUAGGACUAAUCAAAAUAAUUCGACUCAAGAUACUGUUGGGACAACAGGUUUGCCAAAUGUUCAAGAGUCAGAUUUAUUAGACAUUCCAGUUAUUGCAUUGGAAUUGCCUGAAGCUGGGAGAACAGGUGUUGACACUAUUAAUAAUACUAACUUAAAACCCUCAUCCUUUUUAUAUGUUAACGUAAGUAAAGGGAUUCAGGUGUCAGGAACUGAUAACAAGUCCAUAUCAAAAUCAGAUCUUGUCGUCAGACCAAAGUCUUCCAGUUUUGUUAAGCAGGCUCUCUCCAUUCACCAGUAUGAUAAGCAGAGGUCACGGAAACAAAUGAGCGUUGGUGCGGGCUCCAGCCAUUGUGCUGGUAAUGAAAACUGGGCUACUACAGCACUGGCCAAGGGCAACAAAAGUGAAGAUGAGGACGUGAAUGACCACACUAGUCUCAGCAGAUCUUCAAGUCUACAGUCUCAUCAUAAUAUUUCAAUGGAUACCUCUUCUAGUACCAAUUCACGGUCUUGCUCUUCCCCAGAUCACACUUAUCACAAUUACCAGAACCCAUAUCGACAGGGUGAGCCAAGAGCGGUGUCAGAGUCCUUCUUGAAAGUCAUGCAUUGCCUGAUAGAAAGCCAGAGGCAGCAGGAACUGCAAGCUGCGGCCGAUGGUUCCCUGCAAACACACAUCAGGGUCUUCAGUGUGGAUGGGGGAACAGAUGUGGUCUUGAGCAGGACGUCCAGAGGUGGUACCAACAAUCAGGGAAGAACACUAACCACCUCAAAGUCAGACCUUGAGGCCAAAGAAGGGCAGAUUCCAAAUGAGUCGAACUUUAUAGAGUUUAUAUCUUUAUUGGAGUCAAUUAAUAGCUCAAGAAUGAAUGCAGCAAGCUGGGCAAGUGACUGUCGAGAGGAGGGUGCCAUGGGCGGAGUUGUGCUACCACUGGAAUCUGGAUCAGGAAACGCAAGACUGCAUGGCCACAGUGGUCAUCUAAGGAGAUCAGGGAAACAACAACGGCAGAAUGUAAGGAACAAUCCAAGUCAUUCUGCAACCUUCUCUUGUUCACCACAGAGCUCACAGGAUAAUGGACAAGUGCAGAACCGUUCUGGUUCAUUGCACUGGGGCAGUGUUGGGUGUCCAAGUGGUAGUCCAAGGCAUGAUGCUUCGUCACAUCAUGAUACUUCCAUUGGGGCAACACACUUUUUUGUCGAUGAACUCGGGGAAGUAAGGUCGUACACAUUUGGCCCCAAGAGCAGAGGUUUUGAAAAUUCAUUGAAUCAUCCAACAAGUUCGGAACACAUUCAAAGUUCAUGGGAUCAUCAAUCCAACUCUCCCAGUUAUGCUUCAGGUGAUGGACACAAUGGGGUAGAGGAAACUACAGAUGAGCCACGCCAUCGACACCAGCCAGUUAUAUUACGGAGAAUGCGAAUUAGAAGAUAUUCGGAGGCGAGGCAGGGAGCUGGGGAUCGUGAAUCAGCUGUUAAAGCAGAAGAAAAGUCGAGCUGCAGACAGUCUUACAGGUUUUGGAUCUUACCUGGCAAGUGGGUGGAGAUUCAUUAUGAUCGUCUGGCUUUGUUGACUUUACUGGACAGGAAUCAGGAGAUUGGAGAAAAUGUGUUAUCAGUUUCCUUGGCUGUCCUUGUUGCCCUUCUUGGAUUCAGCCUCCUUAACCAAGGGUUUUUCAAGGACAUCUCGGUCUUGUGCUUCUGCCUAGUUAUUGCCAGCUGUCAGUAUUCCCUGUUAAAGAGCGCUCAGCCUGAUCCUGCUUCACCUGUACAUGGGCACAAUAGAAUUGUUGCAUACAGCAGAUCUAUUUACUUUUCCAUCUGCUGUGGCCUAGUGUGGGUUUUGGAUCUCGGCAGUAAAUGCACUCGACUUCCAUCUUCUACUCUGUAUGGAUUUAGAUUAAUAUCUCCAGAAAACUUUGCCACUGCAAGAGAUUUUUUUAUUGGGUUCACACAAUGUUUCCCUCUCAUUUUCCUACUGGGUCUUCUUCCACAGAUUAACACUUUUCUCACGUAUUUGCUGGAACAAGUGGACAUGCACAUCUUUGGCGGAUCAGCUGCAACAGGGCUGAUCUCAUCGCUCUAUGGCUUUUUCCGCAGUUUACUUGCUGUAUGUCUGCUGUAUGCUCUAUGUAUUGGUACUGUAAAGGGACCGUGGGAUGCUCAGCAUAUUCCAACCCUAUUUUCUGCUUACUGUGGACUGUUGGUUGCUUGUUCCUAUCACCUCAGCAGACAAAGCAGCGAGCCAGCAGUCUUGGUGUCCCUCAUUCGCUCUAAGUUGACCAAUGAAUUAGAAGUUCCGGAUCCUGAACAUCCUCUGUCAAAAUACAAAGAUGCUCUUCCUGAAAAACUCAGGAAUUCUGUGAGGGAAGUUUUGAAGUCUGAUCUUGUCAUGUGUGCAGUAAUUAGCCUCCUGACCUUUGCAAUCAGCACAACCACUGUUUUCCUUUCAUUAAAGCCUUUUAUUGGUUUUGUGCUGUAUACUUUGGCUGGGACGGUUGGAUUUUUGACACAUUACCUGCUCCCGCGACUCCGCACACAAGUUCCGUGGUUCUGCUUUGCACAUCCUUUGCUUAAAACCAAAGAAUAUCGACAGUUUGAAGUCCAAGAUGCAGCCCAGUUGAUGUGGUUUGAGCGUGUCUAUGUUUGGCUCCUGUGUUUGGAGAAGUAUGCUAUUUACCCAGCUGUGGUACUCAGUGCACUUACCAAUGAUGCUUUCUCCCUCAGCAGUCACAAGAAGCUCGGCAUACAUUGCGAUGUUUUAAUGAUGACUGUGGCCAGUAUGAAGCUGCUGCGCUCUUCCUUCUGUAAUCCAACAUACCAAUACGUUACAUUGAGUUUUACAGUCCUCUUCUUCCAGUUUGACUGCAGGAGUGCCUCUGAGACAUUUUUGCUGGAUUUCUUCUUGAUGUCAAUCAUAUUCAGCAAGCUUUGGGACUUACUACAUAAACUGCAGUUUGUUUUGACCUACACUGCCCCUUGGCAGAUUGCAUGGGGCUCAGCCUUUCAUGCUUUUGCACAGCCCUUCGCUGUGCCUCAUUCAGCUAUGCUUUUUGUCCAAGCCCUCGUGUCUUCACUCUUUUCCACUCCUCUUGCUCCAUUCCUUGGCAGCGCCAUUUUCAUUACAUCCUAUGUCAGGCCAGUGAAGUUCUGGGAAAAGAAUUACAACACCAAACGGGUGGAUCAUUCAAACACCAGGCUGGAUUCACAGAUAAACAGAAGUACUGGGGCUGAUGAUAACAACCUGAAUUCAAUCUUCUAUGAGCACCUGACCAGAUCACUGCAACAGAGCUUGUGUGGCGACUUGAUCCUCGGUCGCUGGGGAAGCUACAGCACUGGAGACUGCUUCAUCCUGGCUUCAGAUUACCUCAAUGCCCUGGUUCAACUGAUAGAGAUUGGCAAUGGCCUCGUAACUUUUCAGCUCAGAGGACUCGAGUUCAGAGGUACAUACUGCCAACAGAGGGAGGUUGAAGCGAUAACAGAGGGAGCUGAGGAUGACGAGGGUUGCUGCUGCUGCUGUGAGCCAGGACAGUUGCCCCACGUGCUGUCAUUCAACGCAGCUUUUAUCCAACGCUGGCUGGCCUGGGAAGUUACAUCAUCAAAGUAUGUUCUAGAAGGCUACAGCAUCAGUGACAACAAUGCAGCGUGCAUGCUACAGAUGUUUGAUCUGAGAAAGAUGCUCAUCACCUAUUAUGUAAAGAGCAUAAUAUACUACUUGAUUCGUUCUCCAAAACUGGAAGACUGGCUAAGCAAUGAAUCCAUACAGGAAGCUCUGCAUCCUUGUACAGCGUGGAAUUACAUUGACAGGGACCCAGCAGUUUUUAAUAUGAACAUUGAUGAGGACUAUGACCAUUGCCUCAAGGGAAUCUCGAGAGCCAGCUUCUGCAAUACUUACCUGGAAUGGAUCCAGCACUGCAACAGUAAAAGGACAAAGCCCGUGAGUAGUGAUGGGGAUUCUCCUCUGGUAACUCUUUGUUAUAGCCUUUCUAUCCUUGGCAGAAGAGCUUUAGGGACGGCAACACACAACAUGUCCAUCAGCUUGGAAUCAUUUCUAUACGGACUCCAUGCAUUAUUUAAAGGAGAUUUCAGAAUCACUGCCAAGCAGGAAUGGGUCUUCGAAGACAUAGACUUGCUGCACAAGGUUGUUGCCCCAGGGAUUCGAAUGUCCCUAAAACUUCACCAGGACCACUUCACCACGUCCGACGAAUAUGAGGAUCCUGUGGUGCUCUACCAGGCCAUCAGCAGCCAUGAGCAGACACUGGUCAUCUGUCAUGAGGGAGACCCACUCUGGCGCCAGUCCAUCCUGUCAAAUGCAGAGGCUCUGCUUGCACUCAGGCACGUGGUAGAUGAUGGGGCCGAUGAGUACAAGAUAAUUAUGCUUCACCACCGCUACCUCAGCUUUAAAGUGGUGAAGGUGAAUAAAGAGUGUGUGAAGGGGCUGUGGGCAGGACAGCAGUUGGAGCUGGUAUUUCUCCAGAAUCGCAACCCGGAGCGAGGCAGCAUACAGAAUGCCAAGCAGGUCUUGAGAAAUAUGAUCAAUUCUUCCUGCGACCAACCAAUUGGCUACCCGAUUUAUGUAUCACCUCUUACCACUUCCUACGCGGGCUCACACAAACAGCUGAAGAACAUCUGGGGAGGUCCAAUCAGUUUGGAGAACCUCAACCUGUGGUUUACUUCCAGGUGGCAGAAGUUGCGCAAGGGCUGUACUGGAGGCAACAUUGAUGACUCAGAUUGUGGUGGAGCCUCCUCAUCCAGCAGCACCAACCAGACUGAGCACACCACUCACAGCGUCAACUCAAAGAAAGCACAAGACUGGAGGCCAUGUCCGGCAACCGCACACACUGCUCGCCCACCCAGGGGUCAGCGGGAACAAAGGAGCUCUUCAGUUCAGGCCCAUUCGUCACGACAGGAGGGCCAACGACCCCCUACCACUAGUCAGUCAGGGUCUGUACUUGAAACACAGCAGUCUUCUUCCCAGGUGUCAGCAUCUGUCCAAGGCAUGGUUCAAAGGUUAUCCAACAGCCAGCUGUCAUUCAAUAACUCAAUAGCUUCAAUGUUAUCUCAAGUACCUCGACUCUCCACCACAAGCCAGCUCAGCAGUCAAGGUCACUCGGGGACACAGAACAUGUGCAGCAUCAAUUCCUCCACCAGCUCCACCCUCAGCCUGUUGUUCGGGAAAAGAAGUUUAUCCAGUGGACUCGUGAUCUCUGGGCUCUCCGCGGCAGAGGGAGGAAACACGACAGACACUCAGUCAUCCAGCAGUGUCAACAUCGCACUUGGGCCAUCAGUCAGCCAGCGGAGCCAAAUGGGAAGGGGAAGCUCUGAUGCCUGGUCUUCUCUGGAUGUUAUAAGCUCCAGCCAGCUGAAGGACACGGUGCACACAGAUGAUGCGUUACUCACUCCAAAUGCUGACCCGAAGGUGAAAGAUGAACAGAGCUCAAAGACAUCUCGCUCCGUCCUAGACCAAAAUCACCAGUGAACACUUAAGUGUCAACAGGAGGUGCUCAGGUCCUCAUAAAGUAGUGGAAUCAGUGAAGUGAUAGAGAAUAAGAUAUUAAGAGUAAGAAACGUAAGGGAGAGAAUUCUCCACCAUCCAGGAAAGGAAAGUGGAGCAAACAGAACAACUUAAUGGAAUUUUUCAGAAUCAAAUGCUGAAAGUUGCUUUGGAUAAUGAAGUGGAUAUAGUUUUAUUUUCAACGUCCACAGCUAUCCCAGCAGAAACUGAAUACUUAUUAAUAACAGUUGUUCCAUGGCUCUUCCGUGGUCAUUUUCCUGUUUAAACAGAGUGAUUCUUAAAUUAAUCAGACUUCCUGAAUGUUCGAGCUUCCAGAACUGGCGUAGAAUCACAGGCUCCUUGCUUCAAUCAUUUUGACUAACACCUGGAAAAGGUGAAGGGCGAUCUCGUGAAAGAAAUGACAGAAUAAGCUCUAAUAUAUAACCCUGCUAUUAUAAAAUGUUACGUCCCAAAUUGGAUUAGCAGACCUUAUUGUAGAGUUUGGGACCUGGCUUGUAAAAUCAUUACAGAUGAAUUUGUGCAGCAUUCCAUAACUACACAUUGAAAUUAUAUACUUUAAGCAUGCACAACUUUGGAUGGAGAAUACUUGGGAUGCUGUGCACAAUUUUGGAUUCCAUAUUAUAAAAAAUGGCACUGAGAAAAGUGCAGAAAAGCUUCAUACACACAGAAAAGAAGCUUAAGAGUGCCCUGAUAAAGCUGUUAAAAUUAUGAAGGGUUUCAUGGGGUAGAUGCAGAGAAGAUGCUAAUAUUUUUCAGGGGUCUGAAACUAGGGCCCAUAAAUAAAUCCAGCAGAGAAAUGGAGACAAGGUCAGUUCUCCUGAAAGUGGUGACAAUGUGGAACCAGGUACUUUAGAUACUUGAAUAGUCAUUGCAGUGAAUAGCAGAAGUGCAUUUAAAGUGAAAUUGAAUACAUCACUUUACAACCUUAACUUCAGAACCAACCUAAUCCCUUCCUAGAACUACCUUGAAACUUACAGAAUUAUGGUUACUCUUCCCAAAGUGUUCUCCCACCAACACUUCCACUAUCUGACCAGUUUCUUUGAUUAGGACUAUCUGCAUAUUGUCGCAAAAAAUCUUUUUGGAUGCACUUAACACACACUGCCCCAUCUAAGCCCCUUACAUUAGAGCAAUCCCAGUCAAUAUUGGGAAAGUUAAAAUCCCCCAUUACUAUAACUGUGCUGCUCUUACACCUUUCUGCGAUUUGCUAACAUAUCUGUUCCCCAGGCCUUUAGUAUAACUCCCAACAAAUUGAUUGGCUCUCUCUUGUUUCUAAGUUCUACCUAUACGGCCUCAUUGGACGUUCCCUCCAAUAUAUCCUGUCUACAUACUGCUGUGAUGUCUCUCUAAUCUGCCGUGUAACCCCCCACCCCCCGUCACAUUGAGUGCUCCGGGUUCCUCCCGCAUACCGAAGACAUGCACAUUGAUAGGUUAAUUGGCCACUGUAACUCUCCCUAGUGUGUGGGAGAGUGGUAGAAUCUGGGGGAGGUGAUGAAAAUGUGGGAGAAUAAUAAAAAUUAGGAUUAAAGUAGGAUUAGCCUUAAUGAGUGGUUGAUGGCUAAAUCACCCCGGCUAAACUGUUGGAGAGGGGAGGAACAGAACCUGGUUGCCUCGGACUCUUUAGCAGAGUCUGUUAGUUAUCCACAUGUUGUCUGUGUAAUGGGGGCUCAGGCUAAAAAGUGAAGAAGUGGACAUUUAAAAGAGCAGUGGAUGGAAUAAUGGAAUACAAACAUGCCAGGGAGGAACAGGAACAGGCCUUUCAGCCCAUCGAACCUGACCUGCCACUUAAUAAUGACCAUUCUGAUUACAACCUCAGUUCUGCAUUCCCAUCUAUCCAUAGUAACCUAUCAUUUCCUUGCUUUUCAAGAAUCUACCUACCUCUGCUUCCAAUGUCUUUUGAGGAAAGGUGGAGGAAUGAGAACUUGUGCUUGUUUCGUAAUGAAACUUUGAAGUUGAUUCAACACAGACGUCCUUCUACAUGGGUUCACGUGGAGAUGUCUCUUAGUUACUCCUUGGAUUAUCUGGCACUUGUGUUAAUUUUGCCAUUUAUUUAAUCUCUGCUGCCUUUAAGAGAUUUCUUGUAUGCUUAUAAGGUGUUGUGAAGAUAACAUUGCUAUUGGCUGUCAGCUUGAGACCAACCUCACCCCAAAUCUGGCAACACAGAGAGCUGGGAUACACCCAUGAAGUUGUCUCAUCACUCAAUGCACCCCCAAUGUUGAAAUGGCCUUUUCAUGCUGAGAAUGGUGACUGGAACAGUUUAAUAUAACGUCUUUGUCAUUAUGAGAAGCCCAGCUGAGAGGCUCAGACCCACACUGUCAAUCAAGGAUAGGCUCAGAAUUUUUUAAAUCAAUAUGUAGGUUAGGUUGAAGCCACAAUUUAUUGAUUGUAAAUGUUCCUAAGAUCUUUUCCUUGGGAUUUUGGUUUGAUUUGACACCCUUGUAUUUGUAAAAAGACAAGGGGAUAAGGAGCAAAUUUAAAGAAAUGUAAGAUAUAAUACUUUCUUAAAAGGAUAUACUGUAGGUGGGAACCAGUGAUCCUCUGAGCCUCCCUGCUUCAGGAUUUCUGGCAUAGUUCUCCAUCGUACCUGAUUAGGAAGUUAGUAAGCAGCUUGUUCUUGCAG